AUGCUUGAAGAAGCGCACAACGUUGAAGAUCAGGUCACCACAAAACUUGGCCUUCUCUGCGUAUGUUUGCAAAAUACGGAAGUGGUAAAAGUUUUCAAACUGGAACUUAUGUUAGGAAAACUUCAAGAGGUUAUUUCAAAUUUAUCCAAAAUUGAGCUAUUGGACGAUUGCCAAAAGAUCUCUUCAACUUUUGAAGAGUUGAUUGGAGAGCUUGAGCUAAGAAUUUGUCGAGAACAAGAAGCUAUCCAACGAUCACAAUGCCUUCUCGAUGCAAAUGAGUCAUUGAAUCGCGAAAUCUUAUCGCUAAAGUUAUUGGUGGACCAAGGGGAACUCGGGAAGAAUAAACUUACUGAGCAACUAGGAGAUAUUACUCACAAAUUGGACUCAACUAGAAAGAUCACAGUUGAACUUCAUGAAAUCAUUGAAACAAAUAAAGCAAAUAUUCUGGAGUCGGAUGAAGCAAUUCGAUCAUUGAAGGAGGAAAUUAGUACACAAUGCAGCGAAAAGGUUUCUUUAAAGGCUUCGCUUGAUACAUUGCUUGACAGGCGGAAUCAAACCAUCGAACAAUUGGAAGCACUCUGCUCUUCUAUAAAUAACAAUGAAAUCUUAACCGAAGUUCAUCUAACCUCGCUCUUAACUAACAUUCAUGAUGCAUUUACAAAAUGUUCUGGUCCUGAGCUAUUUGGUGAUUGCGACGCGAUCUCCGCCUUGUUUCGCCGCUUAACUGUAGCACUUGAAUCCAAAUUUGAUCAGCACAAUGAAAUUGAACAAGAAAAAGUGCUUCUUUCAGGCCAGAAUAAUGAGUUAAAUAAGAAGCUAGGCCUAAUGGAUUCUGAAUACAGUAAGAGUGUAUUGCAAAACACUCAACUAGAGGAAAAAAAUGCACAGUUAACUCUUGCUAUUGAGGCUAGUAAUGAGGUUCAAGAACAGCUUAGAUCAAUUGAUGAACGUUUAACUAAUGCCAAUCAGUUAAAUGAAUCUUUAAGGGAAGACGUCUUAUCUAAAGAGAUAGAGAUUGCUUCAUUGAUGGUAUCACUUGAAUGCAUCAGUAAGGAGAAAGAUAAGGCCAAUGAAAGAGAAACUCGACUUUCUUCCCUAAUGGUUAGCCUACAGAAAGCCCUUACACAAUUUUCGGAUGUCAAGCUUGCUGAUGACUUCUCUCAACUCUCCUCUUCUUUUCACCUCUUCAUUAAAGAAUUUGAGUCAAAGUCCUCUCUCUUGAACGAUUUGACACAAGAAAUCAAUUGUCUUCGCGAGUCGACAAACUUGCAGCACAAAGAGUUGGUACAGUUGAGAGAAAAAGAUAAUGAAUUAGAGUCUGUUAGUAAAGAACUAUUGGAUCUUCAAGAAAUCCUAUCUAAACAAAAGGAACGCUCAGCUUCUAUGGAGAAAGAACUUAAUACCUUAAGAGCCUCAUCGGACGAAAUAACUAAGGUAAAAGCUCAAGCUUUAGAAAGUGUCCAUAUUCUUGAAUCCGGAUUAGAACAGAAAGAACGUUUAAAUGAUGCUAAAAUGUCCCAAUUAAUAAAUCAACUAAAAGGUUCCCUAUAUGAAUUAUCUCAACUUCGGAUAUCAGCCGACCUCGACACUAUCUCUUCUGCCUUUAUCUAUUUAUCUGGAGAGUUGGAGGCAAAGCUUCGCCGUGAAGACGAAAUUGCUGCAGAGCACAUCGACUUCGUGCAGAUGGACCAAGACGUUCACAGUGUACCCGAUUCUGCGAAAAUAGAACUAGAUGGGCUAAACUCUGAUGUAAGCCGUAAUUUUGAGCAACUGGAUGAAAAAUCUCAAGACUUGGAGGCAGCAAACGCUGCUGCCGGGCUUCUUCCGGUGAAGCUUGAUUCCAAUUCAUUGACAAUGAAAGAGGCUUGUGAACUCCAUAUGGAAAAUUUGUGUUUGCGGAAUGAAUUAAUUGCUCUGCAGGCUUCCCAUGAACAGCUCGGAUUGCAGCGAAACCAAGCACUGGCAACACUGAUUAAUCAUGAGGCCCAUGGCGAAGCCCGCGAUUGCCUGACGGAUUCUCGCCUAUCGAAUCUUUGCAAUCAA
This is a messenger RNA of Protopolystoma xenopodis, 2043 nucleotides long. The record is from the annotation of a GenBank genome assembly. Lineage: Eukaryota; Metazoa; Platyhelminthes; Monogenea; Polystomatidea; Polystomatidae.